GGUCACCGCCGCCGCGGCACCGGGAAAACGUGGAGGCCAGGCUUACACCACUCCUCUGCGGCGGCGCUGAAGAGGCGGCGCCGGUGAAGGGGAUGCCGGAAUUGUCGAAGGCGUUCGAGGAGCUUACUGUGGAUAAUUGUACGUUCUCGCGGGCGCAGAUACGGGCUACAUUUUAUCCCAAAUUCGAGAACGAGAAAUCGCACCAGGAGAUUAGGACAAGAAUGAUAGAGAUGGUCGCUCAUGGCCAGGCUACCUUGGAGGUCUCACUCAAACACUCCGGAUCUCUAUUUAUGUAUGCAGGGCAUAAGGGGGGAGCAUAUGCCAAGAAUAGCUUUGGAAACGUAUAUACUGCAGUUGGUGUUUUUGUUCUGGGUCGGAUGUUUCACGAGGCUUGGGGUACUCAAGCAAGAAAAAAGCAGUCAGAGUUCAAUGAUUUUCUUGAGGAAAAUCGUAUAUGCAUAUCAACGGAAUUGGUUACUGCAGUUCUAGGAGAUCAUGGACAACGACCAAUUGAUGAUUAUGUUGUAGUAACAGCUGUGACUGAAUUGGGCAAUGGCAAACCAAGAUUUUACUCCACUCCUGAUUUGAUCGCAUUUUGCAGGAAGUGGCGCCUACCAACCAAUCAUGUCUGGUUGUUCUCUACAAGGAAAUCUGCCACUUCCUUUUUCGCUUCCUAUGAUGCGUUGUGUGAAGAGGGAACUGCCACACCUGUAUGUAAGGCACUUGAUGAAGUUGCUGACAUUUCUGUACCAGCAUCAAAGGAUCAUGUGAAGGUGCAGGGUGAGAUACUGGAAGGUCUUGUUGCUCGCAUUGUUAGCCAUGAUAGCUUGAAACAUAUGAAGAAGGUUUUGGAAGAUUUUCCUCCUCCACCUCUGGAUGGAUUGGGUCUUGAUUUGGGGCCAAGUUUGCGUGACAUAUGUGCCGCUAAUAGAUCUGAUGAAAAGCAGCAAAUAAAAGCGCUUCUUCAAAGUGCUGGGACUUCUAUAUGUCCAGACUUUGCUGAUUGGUUUGGAGAUGGAGCUGGUGGUGCCCAUUCUCGAAAUGCUGAUCGUUCUGUUCUUUCUAAAUUUCUACAAGCUCAUCCCGCAGACUUCUCAACCACUAAAUUGCAGGAAAUGAUCCGCUUGAUGAAGCAAAGACAUUUUCCAGCUGCAUUUAAGUGUUAUCAUAAUUACCACAAAAUUGAGUCCCUUUCAAGUAAUAAUCUUUACUUUAAGAUGGUUAUCCAUGUGCACAGUGAUUCUGUUUUUGCGACGCUAUCACAGGAAAUGAGGAAAAACCAAGGAUUGUGGCCACUGUACAGGGGAUUUUUCGUCGAUGUUAAUGUAUUUAAAGUCAACAAAGAGAAGGCUGCAGAGGUAUCAAAGGACAGUAACUCACUUCUUAAAAAUGUCAACGGUACCCAUGAUUCUAGCUCGUCAGUUGAUGGUCUCGCUGAUGAGGAUGCAAAUUUAAUGGUGAAACUAAAAUUUUUGACAUAUAAGUUGCGCACAUUCUUAAUCCGGAAUGGUUUAUCUAUACUUUUUAAAGAUGGCCCAUCAGCUUAUAAGACAUACUAUUUGAGGCAAAUGAAAAAUUGGGGCACUUCAGCUGUUAAGCAGAGGGAGCUUAGUAAAAUGCUGGAUGAAUGGGCUGUUUAUAUUCGACGAAAAUGUGGAAACAAACCCUUGUCUUCGUCCAUAUAUCUUAGUGAACUUGAACCUUUUCUUGAGCAAUAUGCUAAACGCAGUGCCGAGAACCGGGCUUUGGUAGGAGCUGCUGGGAAUCUUGUUAGUUCUGAGAACUUUUUGGCUAUAAUUGAAGGAGGUAGAGAUGAAGAAGGUGAUCUACAUCUAGAGGCAGCGAUUCCUCCUCCUGCCAGUUUGGACAGUGUCCCGAAACAUGAGGGUCUUAUUGUAUUCUUCCCAGGUAUACCUGGCUGUGCCAAGUCAGCUUUAUGCAAAGAAAUAUUAAAUGCUCCUGGUAGUUUUGGUGAUGAUCGUCCUAUCCACAGUAUGAUGGGUGAUCUUAUUAAAGGAAAAUACUGGCAAAAGGUUGCUGAUGAGUGCAAGAAAAAGCCUCAAGCCAUAAUUCUAGCUGACAAGAAUGCACCGAAUGAAGAAGUGUGGGGACAAAUUGAGGACAUGUGCAGGCGGACAACAGCCUCUGCUGUUCCUGUUAUACCAGAAUCUGAAGGCACAGAUUCAAAUCCAUUUUCUCUUGAUGCACUGGCUGUUUUUAUGUUCCGUGUUCUUCAACGAGUCAACCAUCCGGGAAAUCUUGACAAAGGUUCACCAAAUGCUGGCUAUGUUCUGCUUAUGUUUUACCAUCUUUAUGAGGGCAAGAACCGCAAGGAGUUUGAAGGUGAACUCUAUGAACGUUUUGGAGCAUUGGUCAAAAUGCCUUUGCUCAAGAUGGAUAGGAAACCACUACCCAACUCUGUAAAAGCAAUAUUAGAGGAAGGCAUUAAUCUUUAUAGGCUUCACAGCAGCAAGCAUGGAAGGUUGGAACCUUCUAAAGGCACUUAUCGAAAAGAAUGGACUGAAUGGGAGAAACGUUUGCGGGCAGUUAUGUUUAAAAAUGCUGAUUACCUCAAUUCUGUUCAGGUACCAUUUGAUCUUGCUGUCAAACAAGUCAUGCAGCAGCUCAAGGAGGCUGCCAAAGGCGAGCAUAUGACCCCAGAUAGUGGGAAGAGGAGGUUUGGCAACAUUGUUUUUGCAGCAGUUACGUUGCCUGUAACAGACAUUAAACUCACCCUUAGCAAGGUAGCUAGUAAGGAUCCCAAAGCCGAAGCAUUUCUUGAAAGCAUACGCCUAGAGGACAACCUUCAAAAGGCUCAUGUUACUCUAGCUCACAAAAGAAGCCACGGGGUCACAGCUGUGGCAAGCUAUGGCGUCUUUCAAGAUCAGGAAGUUCCAGUUGAUUUCACCGCUAUGUUCUUCACCGACAAAAUGGCUGCCCUAGAAGCAAGAUUAGGAUCAGUUAACGGAGAAAAGGUAGUGUCCAAAAAUCAAUGGCCUCAUGCCACGCUUUGGACCGCACCAGGCACAGCAGCGAGAGAGGCUAAUGCUUUGCCAGAGCUUCAUUUAGAAGGUAAAGCAACACGAAUAGAUAUUGAUCCGCCUAUUACUGUAUCAGGAGUGUUGGAAUUCUAUUGAAAUUUUCCUUUCCCCCUCUCUUUCUUUCUUUCUUUCUCUUUUGUUAUUGGAAAACCAUUCACGAUGUAAAGGCUGUGAUAAAAACCAAUCAAGAUGUAGAGGCUGUGAUACUUGAGUUGUAGAGUUGUGAAAUUUUGAGGGAGUUAGAGGAGAAUGUCUGCAAGCAAUAGUUUCUUUCAUCACGUAUAUAUGAUACUUAAAAGUUUUGAGGGUUAA
Messenger RNA from Asparagus officinalis (garden asparagus), 3353 nucleotides. RefSeq lists its product as uncharacterized. The transcript is spliced from 26 exons. The record is from RefSeq and is a predicted model, not a curated record. The coding region runs from base 93 to 3137 and encodes 1014 amino acids. Gene Ontology annotation, biological process: tRNA splicing, via endonucleolytic cleavage and ligation. Lineage: Eukaryota; Viridiplantae; Streptophyta; Magnoliopsida; Asparagales; Asparagaceae. Gene Ontology annotation, molecular function: RNA ligase (ATP) activity.